UGCACCUCAGAGCGGAGAGCGGCUUUAACUCUCAGCGAGGCUCUCCGCGAGUUUCCUCUCAGUGCUCCGUGUCAAAGGCGAGAUCUGUGAUUGUUUUCCGUCGCUCGGACCUUUGGCAGCAGCAUGUCUCUCCCGCAGCUCGGCUAUAGGUACAUCAGACCGCUGUACUCCACGGAGCGGCGCGUCGGCGCGGAGCUCAGCGCGUCAGCCUCGCUCUCCAGCGUCCUCUCCAGCAUGUACGGAGCUCCGUUCGCCAGCGCGCAGGGGUACAGCGCGUUCCUGCCCUACUCCAGCGACCUCUCCGUACUCAAUCAGCUGGGCUCCCAGUACGAGUUUAAAGACAGUCCUGGGAUUCAGCAUGCAGGGUUUCCUCACGCAUCCUUCUACCCGUACGGUCACCAGUAUCAGUUUGGUGAUCCGUCCCGACCCAAGAACGCCACCCGCGAGAGCACCAGCACCCUGAAGGCCUGGCUCAGCGAACACCGGAAAAUUGCUGUUCGCUAUGUCAAGCGUCACAAUUACUAUUCCUCAUAA
This is a messenger RNA of Sinocyclocheilus grahami, 534 nucleotides long. RefSeq names its product iroquois-class homeodomain protein irx-3-like. Gene Ontology annotation, molecular function: RNA polymerase II cis-regulatory region sequence-specific DNA binding; DNA-binding transcription factor activity, RNA polymerase II-specific. The transcript has 2 exons. Bases 124 to 534 code for a protein of 136 amino acids. Lineage: Eukaryota; Metazoa; Chordata; Actinopteri; Cypriniformes; Cyprinidae. Gene Ontology annotation, cellular component: nucleus. The record is from RefSeq and is a predicted model, not a curated record. Gene Ontology annotation, biological process: cell development; neuron differentiation; regulation of transcription by RNA polymerase II.